CAUAGAAGCAGCAAAGCAGGCUCUAAAUGAUUACUUAUCUCCAGAGGUCUACAAUGGUCUUUUUGCUUGUAUUGCAAUAUCGAGACAUGCAUACCGAUGGGCAACGAUUCCAAUAGUCAAAAUCGCACAGGAAGAAACAGUAGUGGAAUUCCCACCUGAACUCGACGUUGCUUGGGAUUUUCUCCGGCAUAGAUAUGGAGUCACAUCUCCUGGGGGAAAUGUCACGUCUAACUUUUAUUGCAAUUACGACAGUAAUAACAAUCUGGUGUAUGCAUUCAAUGUGGGCAUGCCAGAGGUAAUCCGUUCAGCCGAAUAUCACUUUGGACAUAUUUUUCCAGCUAUGGAGAAGGAGGGUGUGCCGAUAUACUACCACAUGGUAACGGCGAUAUUAUCUUUCGAGAGAGAAGAUAGACGCCAGAGUCUGAAGCACCUAAGAUCAAUCAAUGAACAUAUUAAGCCGACUCUGAAAAUAUUCUUUGACUCUCUGGUGGACUCAAGAAUUUCAAAAAAGUAUUGGAUGCGAUACGUGCAAGGAAUUCAGGGAUGGGCGGCUGGGAAUAUCGUGGAGGGAAAGUAUAUCGAAUACGAUGGACUGUCUGGAAAUCAGUUGCUACUAUUACAUUGCAUCGAUUCCUUCAUAGGUCUUGAACCAUACCUACCGACCGAGAAUACUCUUCGGUAUAUUCCUCAUCUGCAGAGGGAACUGAGCAAGUCAUUUAGUCAGCACAACUUCCGAAGAAUGGCAGAGAAAGUCAAUGAUACCGCCAUAAUUGCUGAAUUAGACACUAUUGCUAAGCAGCUUCGUCUAUUCCGCGCAGCACACCGUUCCCGAGCUACCCCGUAUUUAAGUGUGCCAGCUCCCGAACGCUUGAUCAUGACCGCUGGCAAGUCCGUGUUAGAAAGCGAUACCGUCCAGAAUAUUAAAGCUGCCAUCGACAUCUUGGAUGCUAUGCUCCUGAAGCGAUUCCAACAGACCCGAUAGCAGUGAAUAUUUCGAUGAUAUUAUUGUUGCUUUUGCGUUGCAGCUUCACUUCCUUCAGCUAUACGCCCCUCGAAUUUAUAACUCUUUUAUGUAAAUAGUGUAUCUCACAGUCCAAUAAAAUACACUCACUG
Molecule: messenger RNA, 1113 nt
Organism: Talaromyces proteolyticus
Lineage: Eukaryota; Fungi; Ascomycota; Eurotiomycetes; Eurotiales; Trichocomaceae
Exons: 4
Coding region: 287-982 (231 amino acids)
Biological process (GO): 'de novo' NAD+ biosynthetic process from L-tryptophan
Cellular component (GO): cytoplasm
Molecular function (GO): metal ion binding; heme binding; indoleamine 2,3-dioxygenase activity
Source: RefSeq, a predicted model, not a curated record